AUGGCACCAACCACCAUUAUGGGACCAACCACCAACACGACACCAACCACCACCACAACACCAACUUCCACUACUACACCAACCACCACCACUACCCUAACCACCACCUCUAUACCAACCACCACCACGACAGCCACCACCACUACUGACGCACUUCCAACAGCCGAUACUGACGAUGAUGAAACUGCACAAUAUAAAGCUGGUGUGAAGCCAUCAAGGAGUGGAAUACGACAAAAGAGACACGGGUUAUACCUCGAUAAUAUCCUUACCCAAGUUGUUGAGUCCGUGGAGACCUCGGAGAACAUCACGGCCUCGCGGGAAAGUGAAGUCUUGAAGGAGAGUGGUGUUUCAAGAGCCACGGAGGUCUCUGGAGAAAUUGGGACCACUGGAGUUACGGAGACUCCACAGCCUUCACACGGACAUGGGACCUCCAACAUUUCAUCAAGCAACACUUGGUGGGGUCAGGUGAACGCCUCGGUGGCCAGACUAAGAGAUCUGGUGGAGGAGGUAGCAAGAGGCUCCGUGGACCACCAGCAUGCCUCCCGCCUGGAGGAAGAGGCGGAUACUAUAGACGGUCUGGUGGUAGAGGGCAGGAAUGAUCCCCAACUGGUCCUGCAGGUUUCUGGUGACCAUAUGAUCCAUGUGAUGGGCAGUAUUAAUGCCGUUAGCGAGGGAGUAAACAACACCACCGAGAUUGUUAACAACGAUAUUGAUCUCAUAAAGAGCUGGCGGGUGAGCGUGGUGGUGGGUAGCAGUGUGGUGGCGGCACUGGUGGUGUUUGUGGUGGCAGGCCUCCUCUUCGCUUCCUCUCGCUGCUUUCACUCUAAUGUGCUCUACAUCAACCACAAAAAGCGGCGUCGCAGGAGCCUCACCCAUGUCUAUCUUGAUGACCACCACUCCUGCAUCACCAAUGCAUCAUACAUCAGCUACUCCGAGGUAGACGCUCAGGUCAGGGAAAUGAAUAUCCUGGGUAGGGAGAUGAAUGCCCAGAGCAAGGAGAUGAACAAUCUUGGGAGAGAGAUGAACAUCCAGGGCAUGGAAAUGAACGUCCAGGGCAAGGAGAUGAACGUCGGGGGCAAGGAGAUGAACGUCCGGGGCAAGGAGAUGAACGACCAGGGCAAGGAGAUGGACCUCCAGGGCAAGAAGAUGAACGUUCAGGGCAAGGAGAUGAACGACCAUGGCAAGGAGAUGGACCUUCAGGACAAGGUGAUGAACGUUCAUGGCAAGGAGAUGAAUGUCCAGGGCAAGGAGAUGAACGACCAGGGCAAGGAGAUGAACGUCCAGGGCAAGGAGAUGAACGUCCAGGGCAAGGAUAUGAACGUUCAGGGCAAGGAGAUGAACGUCCAGGGCAAGGAGAUGAACGUCCAGGGCAGGGAAAUGAAUGUCCAGGGGAGAGAGAUGAAUAGCGGCAGCGUCCACCUAACUCUAACCACCUUCAAUAAGGAGGAGGAAGAAGCAUGAGUCCUUGCCUGCUCCGGGAGGCCAUCACCACUGGACGCUGUCUCCUCUUCAACUAUUUUCUCACUUAAACAGCUCACACAUUGUUUUCUCCUUAUUAUUUCAACAAGAUAAUCAACUUAACCUCCAAUAAAAGUCAUUAUAUA
Molecule: messenger RNA, 1604 nt
Organism: Homarus americanus (American lobster)
Lineage: Eukaryota; Metazoa; Arthropoda; Malacostraca; Decapoda; Nephropidae
Exons: 3
Coding region: 1-1461 (486 amino acids)
Source: RefSeq, a predicted model, not a curated record